Molecule: messenger RNA, 315 nt
Organism: Tetrahymena thermophila SB210
Lineage: Eukaryota; Ciliophora; Oligohymenophorea; Hymenostomatida; Tetrahymenidae
Exons: 1
Source: RefSeq, a predicted model, not a curated record
AUGUAAAAGAAUGAAAGAAAAGAUAUGAAUAUUAAAAAUAUUCCUGCUCCAAAUUGGUACUCUGCUAUUAUAUCAACUAGAUUAAUAACUGUAUAUUACUAAAUAAUUCCAAUUAUUGAAUAUGUAAAAGAAAAUACACCUAGAAAAGUUCCUUUGACUUUAUAAGGACAUCCAUAUAGAAUGAGCAAGUAAGCAAAUAAGAAACAAUUACCAAGUCCUGAACCAAUUAAAAAAGACAAAAAUAAAACUAAGUAGAAGGGUGUAUUGUAAAUAUCAUUAAUAUUUGGAUAGUCUAAAUUAAAUACACUAGUGUGA